Plectropomus leopardus (leopard coralgrouper) is the source of this 1821-nucleotide messenger RNA. RefSeq names its product C-reactive protein 1 (gene crp1). The record is from RefSeq and is a predicted model, not a curated record. Lineage: Eukaryota; Metazoa; Chordata; Actinopteri; Perciformes; Serranidae.
UGUCAGGUUUUUUUUUAUUUAAUUUUUUUGUUAAGUUACACUGUUAGAAAGUCAUUGUCCUGAAAUAUGGCAUUGACAGCUAAAUAAGUAAGAGAACUAUGUUUUCAUGGACUACUCCCUUAGAGAUCAAUAAUUUCGGUGAAAAAUGUUCCCAGUAAUGUCAGUGAAUUAGUAAGCAGCUGCAGUUUUUCAAAUUAGAGUUUUCCAAUUUUUAAAGUAGCAUGAACUCAUCUUAAUUCAAGCUAUUAGCUCACCAACACAUCAAAGUAAAAUAGCAUCUGUAUAGUUGGAUACCAGUAGCAAUAGGUGAAAAAAAGUGAUUUGGGUGAACUAACAAUUUUAAAUUACAAAGCAACAGCUACCAAAGACUGUUCUUUCUGAUGUGCACGAGUCUACCAUGUGAUAUGGACAAACACACUUACUGUAGGUGGACUAGUGUGUGUUCGGUCAGUCACAUGUAAAAGAGCAGUGUCAGCCAGCCCUCACACACCGGGCCUAUUGUCAGAGCAUCCGUCGAAGAGCUGACGUCAUGGCCAGUGCUAGGAGGGAAGAGGACUGGGCACGGGGACAUUAACAAGUAGGACUGAGUUAGAAACAUCGAGGAACAACAAAACAUCAAAAUGGAUAUCAGCAGUGGGAGGUUUGCUGUGGUCAUACUUGGUGUCUUUGGAUGGUCUCUGGCACUCUCCUCAGCAACCCAAGUUGGUCUGACAGAAAAAGUCCUAGUGUUCCCUUAUGAGACCGACUUCAGCUUCGUGGCUCUGAUCCCACAGAAGGAGAUGGGACUCAGGGCCUUCACCCUCUGCAUGCGUGUGGCCACUGAGCUGCCGGAAGAACGUCAGAUCAUCCUGUUCGCCUACCGCACGGCCGACUAUGAUGAGCUCAAUGUGUGGCGUGAGAAGGAUGGACGCGUCUCUUUUUACAUGAGUGGCGAUGGCACCUUUUUUCACCUGCCGCCCAUCACCACCUUUCGCACCAGCCUCUGCCUGACUUGGGAGUCUCGCACGGGCCUCGCUGCUUUCUGGGUGGACGGGAAACGCAGCACCUACCAGGUCUACAAACCCGGGCACACCAUUCGUCCAAAAGGUACCGUCCUGCUGGGGCAGGACCCGGACAAGCACCUGGGUGGUUUAGAGGCCGUGCAGAGCUUUGUAGGGGAGAUUACUGAUGUGAAUAUGUGGGACUUUGUGCUCUCCAGGAGUAUGAUCCAGGCCUGGCACUAUGGGCACAAGGUCCCCAAGGGCAACAUCUUUGACUGGGGCACUAUGGAGUAUGAGCUAAACGGGAACGUGAUGGUGGUGGAUGAUGACUGACUCGAUGUGGAGUUGUUUGCAGGGAGGGAUGAGGCUUUAGAUAUCUGUGAUGGACUGAUCCUGAUAUGUGUGAUUGUCUUUCUUAGAGUCAGUGUUGUUUUAUUUUAGGGCUUUCCUGCCAUAAAGUCCACAGGGUUAAUGUUGCACAAAGAACAUUUUGAUGAUAACGAAAGUAGAAAGAAGUAGUGUUGUUUGGGCUUAACCUCCAAUAUGUAACACUGCUAUUUUAAGCAGGAAAAUGCACUGGCAACAAAAGCCUAGACUUUGAGGUAAUGAUAAUAAUAAUUCUAAUAACUUUAUUUUUAUAGUGCAUUUAAAAACAGAGUUUACAAAGUUCUUUGACAGACAGAGCAAAAGCAGAAAUGGGAUACAUAGAAGGAAAUUUAACAACAGUGAGCCUUACUGAAUACAAGUGAGAGGAAACUACAGUACAGUUAGGAUAAAAUAAAAACGAGGACAAAAGCAGGAGACAAAAUGUCAAUAUAAAAAUACCACAAACAAUAAGUAA